GUAAACCCUUCCGGUACCAAACGAGAUCAAGUUUUUGUAACAAUUUUAUUUUGUACAAAAUGAGUUCUGAAUUUAGUGACAUUAUUUCACCAAGAAAAGAUGGGCCAAAUUUUUACCCAACUAGCGAAAGUAAUACGCCAUACCCAAAUCCUAGUUUAUCAAGAAAUGUACAGUCUUCAAAAGGACUUCGACCACCGAGUGGAAUUCGACCUCCAAGUGGAGGACUCCGACCACCGACCGGCAGUGGAUUUGGCCACCCAUCAUUUGGCAAACCAGCUCCUCACUACACGAGAUUUCUGCGUCAACCCACUGGAUUUCAGCAACCAAAAUCCGCUAUUUGUGUUCCGGACAAAAGCUUGCAAAAAUUAAUACCUCUUCCUGGAGCACCUCAGAAACUAGCAAUGAUACCGAAACCAAUUAGAAUUCAAGGUCCAGAUUUUACCAAGUUACCAUCUAAAACACCUACGCAGUUUGCUGCUCAAAUCAGCUCAGAUCUAACAAGACUCAAACAAAUAGGAACGGAUAGGCAAGAAUUGAAAGGGAGGAAGUCGUCUGACUUAGAGAGUAUAAAGAAAAUGUACGCCGCAGAAGGCCGCACCGAGAAGGAAUCAGCUGUGUUAGAAAUGGAGGGCUUUAGGGAGAAAUAUGGUAUAACACAGAGUCCAAAGAUGCGUCAAUUGCUAGAAGUGACCGGUGAAUGGAAUCGAGAAAUUUUAGAAAACCAACAGUUCCAAGAAAGGUUAGCUCAAGCAACUCCAAUCACUCCAAAAGAUAGAGUAAAAGUGGUCCCGUCUUUAGACUACAUGAUAGAGUCUCCCGAAGCACACCAGGAUGUGAUGCAACGUUCUAGAAUAGAACUUGUUCGACGAGAAAAAAUUGACGACUACAGGCAACGGAUGGAAGUUCACAAAGAAUAUCGUAAGCUGUUGGAGGACCGAAAGAAAAAUACUAUAAGCCGCAGACCACUAACGAAGCAGGAACGCGACGAUAUUCGAAAACUUUACCAGGACGCCCAAGAGAUGCGUUAUACUACUCCAACGGAAGAGGAACUCGACAACGCCUUACGAUUAUCAGAGAUGAUGAAACUUGAAGAAGCACGCGUGUCUAUGAAGGAUUCUCCAGACAGGAUUGUGGAAGUAUUACUGCCGGAAACGUGUCCGACAGUGGAUAUAACCGGUGCAGUCGGAGAUGUUUUGAUUCCCGUGGAAAUCCCGAUCGAAGAAAUGGUGACCAUUAACAGUUUGGAUCGUAGUACGGCUAAAGUAGCAUUGAAAGCGUCUUUGAUACCAGCGCCUACCGAUGAUGCGGCCACAAAACUGUUGGAAUCAGGUAUUGAAGAAAUUACCAACACAUCCAUUCAACCAAUACCUCAAACUGUGGAUUCAAUGUACGAGAUCGAUUUGAAACUGGACCGACCAAAACGACAAAACCUUAUACAAUUACAGGGAACGUCGCGUCCUUCCUGGUUCCCCGGAUUCUAUACAGUUUUUCCUGGCCCACCCGGUUUAGUGCAAGCUACAAAAUCGCCCAGUUCGACCCUGUUAACUGCACGGAGAAAAAUUCAGCCAUUCGCUGUAGUUUAGUUGGCUAAAAUUGCAAGUAUUGACAAAGUUUGCGAUGAUCUACAACAACACAAUUUUGUAGUUUGGUAUUUCUUCUGGUAGUGCUCGCGAACUUCCACUCAACAUUUAAAUAGUAAUUAAUCAUUAAAAAGCGAGCGAUUAAUAUCCACACAA
This is a messenger RNA of Malaya genurostris, 1736 nucleotides long. RefSeq lists its product as uncharacterized. NCBI's taxonomy places the organism in Eukaryota, Metazoa, Arthropoda, Insecta, Diptera, Culicidae. The transcript is spliced from 3 exons. The record is from RefSeq and is a predicted model, not a curated record. Bases 60 to 1583 code for a protein of 507 amino acids.